AUGGAUACAUAUAAAGCCGGAAAGCGAAGCUCGAUCUCGUUUGGCAGUUAUCAGAGACCGGUCGUGAGCUUCAACCAAAAUGAGCUACCUUACUAUGCACCUCGCCAACUGUAUUCGGCGCAGCAAUCAGCACAGCAACCGGACGUGGUUUACCCUUGCCGCUACGAGGCUCACUUUCCCCUCUACGCCAUGGACUGGAGCAAUGAAGACUACGUGGCAGUCGGAUCGUAUAAGGAAGAUACUUUCAACAAGCUGCAGAUUCUGCACUCGUCGGACCUUGUCAGCUGGGAAAAGGCGGGCGAGGAAAACUGCGUGUUCCCAAUAUCGAGAGUCCAAUGGUGUCCUAAUGGAAACUCACAGCAGCUUGCAACAUGUUCUGACUCCCUAAGGCUGUGGGACUACUCUGACUUUGUGCUACAAGAACGGCUGAACCUGUCUUUUUGCAGAUACAACAAGAGCGGUGGCCAGGGCACGGUAGCAGCGCUGGGGCAGUUGCCUCCAGUUUCUUCAUUCCACUGGAAUGCUGUGGACCCCAAUUUGAUCAUCUCGAGCUCCAUCGAUACCACAUGCACCGUGUGGGAUUUGCAGGCGACCAACUACGUCAAAACGCAGCUUAUUGCGCACGACAGUGAGGUCUUCGACGUCAAGUUCCUGACACAGUCUACGCAGCUCUUUGCUAGUUGUGGUGGUGAUGGCAGCGUACGUGUGUUCGACCUUCGCUCGCUUGCGCACAGCACCAUCAUAUACGAGCCUAGCUCGCAGCCCACGGCGGGGAGCUCCGGCGAUAGCAGUGCCGCCAGCGGCGGCAGCGGCAGUGGCAGCAAUAGUGCCUCCAGCGGCAGUAAUGCACUGCUGAGGCUAGAACCCUCGCCCUUCGACCCGAAUGUCGUCGCCACCUUCGCGCACGACUCCAAUAGCGUGCUAAUUCUCGACAUGCGCUAUCCGGGCGCGGCCAUCCUGACCCUAGAGGGCCACGUAGGUGCUGUCAACCAAAUACAGUGGCACCCGUCUCGCCACAACGUCCUGCUAACGUGUGGAGACGAUUGCCAGGCGCUACUGUGGGAUCUGAACACGCACCUGAGCACGCCUGCCAGCAACACUGUCUCGUCCAAGUGGAACAGUAGUAAGGUUGCACGUUGUAUCGACACGCCGCAGGAGGCUUACAGCGAUGCGAACUACGAGAUCAACAACAUUGUUUGGAGGCCUCAGGGCAAUUGGUUCGGUUGCAACCUGGGGCGCCACUUCCAGAGCGUCAGGGUCUGA
Messenger RNA from Lachancea thermotolerans CBS 6340, 1263 nucleotides. RefSeq lists its product as uncharacterized. Gene Ontology annotation, molecular function: protein binding. The transcript has a single exon. Gene Ontology annotation, cellular component: nucleus. The coding region runs from base 1 to 1263 and encodes 420 amino acids. NCBI's taxonomy places the organism in Eukaryota, Fungi, Ascomycota, Saccharomycetes, Saccharomycetales, Saccharomycetaceae. The record is from RefSeq and is a predicted model, not a curated record.